AGAUUGAAAUUAACCAAAUCAAUCAAACAAAAGAAAAAAGACAGUCAGAAAGAAAUCCAAGAUGGCGACAACCAGGCCACCACGUCACGGCCUCAGACGGGCUAUCAGACCAGGAUUCCAUCUGCUCCAAAUACUCUGAAUCUCCGGUCACAGAAUACAGCUCAUCACAUAAGAUGCUGCAGGAGUUACAUGCCAUAAUUAAUGCAGACUUCUACCACAUUGACCGAGACAUAAGGAAAGAAAUUUCUAACUUAGGUGACAGAACAAGUCACUUAGAAAACCGGGAACUGUGUGCUGCACUUAACGAAGUAGUCGACAAGGUACACAAGCUUGCUGAGGAAGACGCUUUAUUAAGAAGUAAAAUGGCAUACAUGGAGGACAGAUCAAAGCUCCAAAAUGUUCGCUUUCACAGCAUUACAGACGAUGUCUCACAUGAUGCACUGCCUACUCAAAUUAUAUCUAUAUGUAAGUCAUUGAUACCAGAACUACCUGAUUUAGCAUGGGCCUUUGAUCGCAUGCAUAGACUUCCUCACGAAAGAUGUCAUAGUAAAGUUCCAUUAUCAUGCACACAAGGAUGCAUUACUAACAGCUGCCAGGAAGCUUUCUACACUCCAAGCUCCACACCAAUAUCCUUCCCU
Pelobates cultripes (western spadefoot toad) is the source of this 638-nucleotide messenger RNA. NCBI's taxonomy places the organism in Eukaryota, Metazoa, Chordata, Amphibia, Anura, Pelobatidae. The record is from the annotation of a GenBank genome assembly.